AUGACUCCCCGAACAGGAGGAGGUCCUAAUGGACAAACUCCGAGAUCAUAUCGACCAUCUACCAAUAAGAAUGGACGACUUCCAAAUAAUUAUGGACUGAGUAGACCAUUUAAGAUUGGACAUCAAAGAGUUAAUGUUGAUAUAGAUUUAUCAAAUAAUAGUAUAGAAGGAUUUACUGAGAUAACUGUAUUACCAUUUAUUGAUAGUUUAAGAAGUAUAAAAUUAGAUUGUCGAGAAAUUUCUAUUAAAGAUAUUUAUAUAAAUAAUUCAAGAAAUAUUAAUUAUAUUUAUAAUGAUAAAUUAUUUAUUAAUGAUGAAAAGAAUUUUGAUAAUUCAAUAACUAAAGGUAUUUGGAAUAUAUUUGAUAUUUAUUCUGAUGAUAUAACUAUUCAUCAACAUCAUAUGAUUCGUCAACGAUUAAAUUAUAUAUUUCGAGAAUUUAAUUAUGAUAGUAGAAAUACUCCUGGUACUGAAGAAUUAAUAAUUAUAUUUCCUGAUAAUUUAAGAUUAGAAUUAACUGAUUUAACUUCAAUUACAACUCCAGGAAGUUUACCUGGUACAACUACUCCAUUACAUUUAAAAUCAAAAUCAACAUUAAAUGAAAUAUUUACUCCAAUAAAUAUUAAAAUUGAAUAUGAAUUAAUAAAUCCAAAUAAUGGAAUUAAUUUCUUUACAAAUAGUGAUAAUAAAAAUUUAUGGCAUGCUUAUACAACUAAUUCAGAUUAUAAUAUUUCAACAUCUUCUUGGGUACCAUGUCUUGAUAAUUUAUGGGAUAGAUGUACUUGGUCAAUUGAAGUAAAUGUUCCAAGAACUGUUAAAGAUAUUGGUAAUCCUCGAAUAAUUGGUAGUAAAGCAGCUAAAUUAAAAGUAUAUAAUAAUAAUAAUAAUAACAAUAAUAAUGAUAAUGAUAAUGAAGAUAAUCAAGGUUCCGAUAUUGAAGAUGAAGAUGUUGAUUUAUCAGUUUGUUCAGGAGAUUUUAAUAAUGUAAAGGAAACUCCUCAUCCAAUUGAUUUAUCAAAAAAAGUUGUAUCAUGGGCAAUAUUUAAUCCAGUAUGUUCUCAUCAUGUUGGAUGGGCAGUUGGAUGUUUUGAAAGUUUUAUUAUAUCAGAUAUAUCUCAACCUUCAGAAUUAGAUGAAGACACAACAUCUGAUGAAGUUGAUAAAGAAAUUGUAAGUUCUCCAAUUACAAUUUAUUGUUUAUUAGAACAUUUAGAAAUGGCAAAAAAUACUUGUGCAAUAGUUGGUAAAGCUGUAGAUUAUUAUCUGAAAGAAUUUGGUUCAUUCCCAUUUAGUUCUUAUUCAAUUGUAUUUAUAAAAGAUAGUAUAAUUCCUGUAUCAAAUUUUGCUGGUUUAUCAAUAUUUAGUGAUGAAAUUUUAUAUCCACCAAAUUUAAUUGAACCAAUGUUUUCAAGUACAGAAAUAAUUCUGGAAAGUAUUUCAUCUCAAUGGUCAAAUAUUAAUAUAAUUCCUCAAACUUUUAAUGAUAUUUGGUGUACAAUUGGAAUUUCAAGAUUUAUGUCAUUUCAAUUUCUUCGAAGUUUAAUGGGGAAUAAUCAAUAUCGUUAUAAAAUUAAACAAAUGAUUGAUCAAAUUGUUGAACAAGAUAUUGGUAAAGAACCAAUUGGUUUACAAAAUUUUAAAUUUCCAGUAUCUCAAUUAGAUCUCUCAUUUAUAAAAUUAAAGGCACCAAUUGUAUUAUUUAUAUUAGAUAAAAGAAUGACAAAAACUGAUAAAUCAUUUGGAUUAUCUCGAGUUUUACCAAAAUUAUUUUUACAAGCUAUGUCAGGAGAUUUACCAAAUGGAACUCUUUCAACUCUGCAUUUUCAAUAUACUUGUGAAAAGGUUAAUCGAAAUAAAUUAGAAAAUUUCUUUAAAGAAUGGGUAUUUGGAUCAGGAACUCCAACUUUUAAUGUAUCUCAAAAAUUUAAUAAGAAAAGAAAUGUUAUUGAAAUGAGUAUUAGACAAGUUCAACAUAUUGAAUCAAAAAGUUUACCUCCAAAUCCUAAUACAUUUAUUAAAGAAUCUAUAUCAUUUUUAGAAGAUGAACCAUAUUAUCCAAUUCAAACUGUAUUUACUGGACCCAUGACAAUAAGAGUUCAUGAAGCUGAUGGAACUCCCUAUGAACAUAUUGUUGAUUUAAAAGAAAAUCAUUCUAAAUUAGAUAUUCAUUAUAAUUCUAAAACUAGAAAAAAGAAAAAGGAUGAUACAAUUGAACCAGGAUCUAAUUUUAGUAAAUUAGGUAAUGUAUUACAAACUAAAAGGGAUAUGGAAGAAUGGAAUUUUGCUGAAUGGGAAAAAAGAGAAGAAGAUACUGAUGCAUUUGAAUGGAUUAGAGUUGAUGUAGAUUUUGAAUGGAUUGGGAAAUUUAUUAUUAAACAACCUGAUUAUAUGUAUGGAGCUCAAUUACAAUAUGAUCGAGAUGUUGAAGCACAAAUUGAAGCCACUAGAUAUUUUGCAAGAUUAGAAAAACCUCAAUUAGUUCAUGCAACAGUUUUAACUAGAACAGUUAUGGAUUCAAGAUAUUUUUAUGGAGUAAGAAUUGCAGCUGCUAAAGCAUUAGCUAAUUUUUCAAAUGAAAGAAAUAAUUAUUUUGGAUUAUAUUAUUUAAUUCAAAUAUUUCAAGCCUUAUUUUGUUUCCCAUCAAGUACAAUUCCAUUAAGUAAUGAUUUUAAUGAUUUUAAUAAAUUAUUUUUACAAACUGAAAUCGUUACUAUAUUAAGUACAAUUCGAGAUGAAAAUGGUCAAGUUCCAAUGAUAAUUAAAGAUUUAUUAUUAAAUUUAUUAAAAUAUAAUGAUAAUUCUAAUAAUGUAUUUCGAGAUGAUUAUUAUGUGGCUAAUCUUUUAAUUUCUUUAACUGAUAGUUUAAUUGGUGAUAUACCAAUAUCUUUUGAUACUUAUCAUAUAAAUAAAGCAUCAUCAGUUGAUGAAAUUGCUAUAAAGGAAUUAGAAAGAAUUCAAAAAUUAGAUGAAUGGAUUCCAUCAUAUCAACAAAUAAUUUCAAUUACAACUAUAAGACAAAAGAUAAAACUUGCAAUUCAUAGUAAAUUAAUUAUAAGUUUUGAAAAUUUAAUUUAUUAUACAACUCCUAAAUUUUCUUAUAAUAUUAGAUUAGAAGCAUUUAAAGGAUUAUUAAUUCUUGGAGGUUUAAAGAAUAAAAGUAUAUUGAAUUACUUUUUAACUACAUGUUUAGUUGAUAUAUCAUCGAGUAAAUUUCGAUCUAAUUUAAUUACAAUACUUAUUGAAUCAAUAAGUAUUGUAGCUCUUCAAGGUUCACCAAUUUCAUUAGAUGAUCCUGAAUUUAAUUCAUUUGAAAAAUUAAGUGGAUUGGUUAGAGGUCAAGGUAGUAAUAUGAUUAUUAUUGAUAAUGAUUCUUCACAAAUGGAUAGUAGAAGAGAUGCUCUUGCUCGAGCUACAAUAGAUGGAGCUAUAGUAAUUUUAAGAAGAGAUUAUUCUAUUGGGAAUGGAUUAAAGAAUAUAUUAUGGGAAUUAAUUCAUUCUUCAUUAAUUAGUCUUCAUGAUAAAAGAAAUAUCUUUUUAAUAUGUGAUAUUUUAUAUGAAGAAAUUGAUCAAUUUAAUGUAAGAAUUCCAAUACCAAGUUUACCAAUAACUGAAUUUAAUAAAAAAAUUAUUGCUAAAAAUAUUGGUAAUGGUAAAGUAAUAUUUAAGAGAGAAGGUAGAUUUAAAUUACAAUUAGCAUCAAGAAAGAUUAGUGUAGCAGAAUCCAAACCUAAACCUAAGAUUCCAGAAAUUAUUGAUAUUAAGAAAGAACCUAAAUUAAAAUUGAAUAUUUCUUUAAAGCCAACUGAAGUUAAGAAGAAAUCUUUAGUAAUUCCACCUAAACCUAUAGUUUCUAUUGAUAGAAGUCAUGGAUUACUGGUAAAGGUUAAGUUUGUUACAAAACAAUUAUCAAAACUUGCCCCACUCAGAUCAAUAAAAGCAGUAAAAUCUCAUAAAUCUUCAAGUAUUGUUCUGAUAAAUGAUUCAUCCAUUACAUUCAAGUUUAAAGGUAACUCAGUAGAAAGGUAUGAACUGUACCUCCAUAAUGUGAAACCCUUACGAUAUAUUAAAAUUCAUUUAAACAAUAACAAAGUAGAGGUAUCUCGAACCCCAUUUGAACAGAAACAGAUACAAGACACUCCAUCACAAGACACUCAAACAAAAACAGUAGAAAAGGUAAAGCUGGAACCACCCACAACUAUCUCAUCUUCACGCUCAGUAAGUCCAUUUACCAAUCCUACAUCUACAACUACACCUAUCGCUAAACCUAAAGCUAAACCUAAAGCUAAUGCCUAUAUUCACCAACCUGCUACUACCAGUACUAAGUCCACUACACCUGUUGACUCAGAAAAGAAACCUAUCCUCAAACUCAAGCUCAGCUUGAAAAAGUAA
Scheffersomyces amazonensis is the source of this 4389-nucleotide messenger RNA. RefSeq names its product Tsm1p (gene TSM1). Bases 1 to 4389 code for a protein of 1462 amino acids. Gene Ontology annotation, molecular function: RNA polymerase II general transcription initiation factor activity; transcription cis-regulatory region binding; chromatin binding. Gene Ontology annotation, biological process: transcription initiation at RNA polymerase II promoter. The transcript has 2 exons. The record is from RefSeq and is a predicted model, not a curated record. Gene Ontology annotation, cellular component: transcription factor TFIID complex. Lineage: Eukaryota; Fungi; Ascomycota; Pichiomycetes; Serinales; Debaryomycetaceae.